Molecule: messenger RNA, 1185 nt
Organism: Peronospora matthiolae
Lineage: Eukaryota; Oomycota; Peronosporomycetes; Peronosporales; Peronosporaceae
Source: the annotation of a GenBank genome assembly
AUGGCGUCGCGGCCUCUCCGGACCUUGCUAGUACGCGCUUCGUACGCGCAGUUCUCAGCGUCCGCAUUUCACUCGGGCCCCAAGUCGCUACUGGCUCGGGCGGCCACGCGCUUCCAUCUGGACUCGACGCUGCCUCAACUUUGUGUGCGCAACACCGCUAAAGUCCCGGGUCAAUUGGAUAUUUUGUUGCCAUUGCCCGGAUUAAAAGGUCUCACGCGAUUCGGGUUUGAGUACUCUCAAGCCAGUGUGCAGGACCUCAUUGAGGCCGUGCGACACGCCGAUACCUCACUUAGGGUUGUGGAAGUGGCUACACUUGAUGGCACGAAAGUCGCGCGUACCGUGCGGUUAGGGGCGCUUACAUCCAUGACGUUCUGUCUUCGAUUGAACCACGUGAAUGUGCUGGUGGAGAGCGACAAGGCGACGACGGAUGACGCCAGACUCAACGAAGAGGACGCUGCAUUUGCGAGCGUCAAAGCGGCGAUGGAGAAAGACCGACGACUUCUUUUGCCGCUGCCUGAAUAUUACAGGCUCUGUCACAAUGCCGGGGCCGAAAAAGUGGUAGCAGCCAAAUGGCUACAAGAACUUCAACGCCGGAAUUUGGUGGUGCAUUUUGACCGGUCGCGGCACCCACAGCUGGAAAAUGCACUAAUUCUACGACCUUAUAGUUUAGAAAGUUUAUUGACGCUAAAGAACUCAUUGGACUCGGAGAUGUACAACAUCAAGCAUCAUCGACGUGCGAAAGAGCGCGAAGUUGCAGCGUUAAUGACUUCAUUGGCGCAAUUGGAGCAAAUUGAGACGGACGUGCACGUGGCUGCGCGUCGUCUGCCAAAUGCCCAGAAGUGGGUGGCCCUUACGGGACUCACUGGAUUCUAUGGAACACUCAUGUACUGUGUAUGGGACGUGUACUCGUGGGACGUGAUGGAGCCAAUCACGUACUUUAUCGGAUUCACGGCCGUGCUGGGCAACUCGUUCUAUUCGACCAUUACAAAGAAGGAUGCAACCUACAGCAACAUAUGGCAGAAGCGGUAUGCUGAGCGCGUGCACGUGCUGAGCAAAGAGCGAAAGUUUGACCCAGCAGAGCUCGAGGAGCUCCAAGGCCGUAUUGUCGACCUCAGAAACGACAUUAUGGUGCUGUCGCAAUGGGAAACCACCAAUGCGGAUAACCAGUAUAUGCCGAUAGAGUAG